UCGAUGAAGAGUACGUUUAUUCAGAAUGGCUACCAGGUAAACCAGGAAAGGAUAAGUAAGAACCUGCUAAUCUCUUUUUUGAUGAACAUCUUUUGGAUACCUGGUACGAAAUUCAAAGCAAUACUCCUGGAACAUCACAAGAAAUGUUUCUGAGAAGUCUUUCUCAAAUGUCUACUCAAAAUGGCCGGCCUUGUAAGCCAAGUUACAUCAAUCCAAUUCUGUUUUCUAAAGCCUAUGACGAGAAUAAUCUAAUGCGAUAUCGCAUUCAAAAUGAAGUACUUCUCUAUAAACCUGGUAUUUGUUGGGCGUGUGGAGAACACCCAAUUGCUCUUCACGUCGAUGGAAAUUUAAAGUGCUAUCGUUGUAUUACAGCUAAAGGAUUUGAAACCGAUCCUCUCUUUCAAGAUAUCAUGAUAGCAUCUGAUAAAGACGUUAAGGAAUUUUUGGAUCUCAUUAAUAAUGUCAUUCCGCCGCAGUCAAAAAAUAAAGAAAACUGCGGCGCAGCAGUUUACCAGGCUGCUAAAACAACAUCUUCAUCAAUGAAAGGUCUGGAUGAAACUGGUUUGCUCAUUAUGAGCUGCCGUCACGGGUGGGUAUGGAGGGCGCUAAAUUUGUUCAUGGGUGAAACAUACCGCUAUGUACUGUACUUACAUGAGUACGCUAAGGACAAGAAUGUCCGUUUCUUUUGUUCCGAUGUCGUAUGUCAGUACUGGAUUUUCCUUUUGAAAGUCACUCAGACUGAAGAACUAAGAGAAAGAUUUGAAGGUCUUAUUACUUUGACCAUAGACUUUCUCUCGCGAUGGCACGGGAAAACACACGCGUGAUUUUACCAACUACUACACCUUGGAUCUUACAAAAAAGGAGCUGGUGCUACUAGUGGUGAAAGUCAAGAACAAAACAAUGCACACACCAGUCGCUUUGUAACAACAACCAAACACAUGAGUGCAUCUCGAAGAAUAGAUACUUUUAGCGCUAGUUUUAUCAAAGAAAACUGGGGUAAGAUCCCUCGUAUGGUCAAAGGUAUCCUUAAAACGUAUCACACGGUAAAUUUCUUUCUGAUUUCUUUUCAUGUAGAAAUUUGUGUAUUACACUGCCAUUAUAGGUGACACUUAAAGAGAGUGUUAAUCAAAUUAUAGGCUAGGGUAAGUGUAAAAUGGUACCGCAAACAAACAUCCAAGCUGAUGGAUGCGCGACUUGAAAAGGUUAAUCUUCUGUGUGAAAAAGGCGCUUCUCUAAUUGAAGAG
Messenger RNA from Daphnia magna, 1244 nucleotides. RefSeq lists its product as uncharacterized. The transcript has 6 exons. Lineage: Eukaryota; Metazoa; Arthropoda; Branchiopoda; Diplostraca; Daphniidae. The record is from RefSeq and is a predicted model, not a curated record. Bases 144 to 824 code for a protein of 226 amino acids.